Messenger RNA from Cyprinodon variegatus (sheepshead minnow), 7996 nucleotides. RefSeq names its product probable voltage-dependent N-type calcium channel subunit alpha-1B. NCBI's taxonomy places the organism in Eukaryota, Metazoa, Chordata, Actinopteri, Cyprinodontiformes, Cyprinodontidae. The transcript has 53 exons. Bases 64 to 7452 code for a protein of 2462 amino acids. The record is from RefSeq and is a predicted model, not a curated record. Gene Ontology annotation, cellular component: voltage-gated calcium channel complex; membrane; neuronal cell body. Gene Ontology annotation, molecular function: high voltage-gated calcium channel activity; calcium ion binding. Gene Ontology annotation, biological process: chemical synaptic transmission; calcium ion import across plasma membrane.
CAGCAGCCUCCUGUCAGGAGAACCACCUAAAACACCUGAGAUACCUUAUAGAGUCCAGCAGAUAUGAGGAGAUCAGUACCCUACAACUCCAGAUGGGCAGAGAGAAGAUCCACAGUGGUUUAUGCGGUCCGCUCAGCCACCUUUGGCUCCUGGAGGAUGCUGACACUGGGGGCAGACUAUGUGGACACCUGGGUUCAGUCACCCGACAGGAGGCGGGAGACUUUAAAGCGAGCUGAAGUGGACCAGACCCCCGCUGAGAAGACGGAGGCUUAUACAGAGGAGCCCGCUGAGCCGUCAUGGAGAACCAUCCAUGAAGGAAUCAGCCAAGGAGAUGACACAGUUUUAACCUUAGAUGGAGUAAGCAGAGCGGCAACAAGAGAUGGUGUUCACAGAGCUUUGUGGAGGCACGACACGCUGAACCACUCCCCGCUGACCCAAAGAAUGGCUCGCUUCGCUGACGAUCUACCCAGCCGCUAUGGAGGGAGCACGGUCGGCGGAGGGAGAGGCGGACCGGGCGCCGGGAGAGGGGGCGCCCGGGGCGGCGGCGCAGGAGGCGCAGGCGGCGGCGGUGCCCAGAGGAUGUACAAGCAGUCGAUGGCUCAGAGAGCCCGAACCAUGGCUAUUUACAACCCGAACCCCGUCAAGCAGAACUGCUUCACUGUCAACCGAUCCCUGUUCAUCUUCCGAGAGGACAACCUCAUCAGGAAGUAUGCAAAGCGAAUAACAGAGUGGCCUCCAUUUGAGUACAUGAUCCUGGCAACUAUUAUCGCCAACUGUAUCGUCUUGGCAUUGGAGCAACAUCUACCUGCAAGUGACAAAACGCCAAUGUCGGAACGCCUGGACGACACAGAGCCCUACUUUAUUGGAAUAUUCUGUUUCGAGGCCGCCAUUAAGAUCAUCGCCCUGGGCUUCGCGUUUCACAAAGGCUCCUACCUCCGCAACGGCUGGAAUGUAAUGGACUUCGUGGUCGUACUCACAGGCAUCCUGGCCACGGUGGGUUCAGACUUUGACCUGAGAACUCUGCGAGCCGUUAGAGUGCUGAGGCCCCUAAAACUGGUGUCAGGGAUUCCUAGUCUCCAAGUUGUCCUGAAAUCCAUAAUGAAAGCCAUGGUGCCGCUGCUUCAGAUCGGCUUGCUGCUCUUCUUCGCCAUCGUCAUGUUCGCCAUUAUCGGGGUGGAGUUCUACAUGGGGAAGUUCCAUCAGUCCUGUUUCAAGCCUGGCGCUGAAAGAGUGGUUGACUGGCCAUGUGGUUCCGAGUUACCAGCCAGGACUUGCCCCAAUGGCACUGUUUGCCAGGAAUACUGGACCGGACCUAAUUUUGGCAUCACCAACUUUGACAACAUCCUGUUUGCAGUGCUGACAGUGUUCCAGUGCAUCACAAUGGAAGGCUGGGUGGACAUCCUCUACAGUACUAACGAUGCAGUGGGAAAUAACUGGAACUGGCUCUACUUCAUUCCUCUCAUCAUCAUCGGUUCUUUUUUCAUGCUCAACCUGGUGCUUGGUGUCCUGUCAGGAGAAUUUGCCAAAGAGCGAGAGCGAGUGGAGAAGAGGCAAGAGUUCCUAAAGCUUCGCCGACAGCAGCAGAUCGAGAGGGAGCUCACUGGAUAUCUGGAGUGGAUCUGCAAAGCGGAGGAGGUGUUGCUUGAAGAAGAGGAUGAGAUUGCUGAUGAGAAGUCCCCGCUGGAUGGUGCGUGGUACAAAAGGAAACAAAACCUUUCAGUUCUGAAACGAGGCAAAAUCAAGAAGGGCAAAAACGACCUGAUUGGUGCUGAGGAAGGCGAGGAUCCCUUUGCUGACAUGUCUUCUGCUGUUCCACCCGGUUCUCCUUUUGGGCGAGCCAGCGUGAAAAGCGGUGGAAAGAUGGACAGCUCAACUUACUUCCGGCGUAAAGAGAAAAGGUUCCGCUUCUUCAUUCGGCGUAUGGUGAAAGCCCAAAGUUUCUACUGGAUUGUCCUGUGCUUGGUGGGUCUCAACACUCUCUGUGUGGCCAUCGUACAUUACGACCAACCUGAGUGGCUGACCAGAGCUCUCUACACAGCAGAAUUGGUUUUUCUGGGCUUAUUUCUAACGGAGAUGACUUUGAAGAUGUACGGCCUUGGAGCGAGAAAUUACUUCCACUCAUCCUUUAACUGUUUUGAUUUUGGGGUUAUCGUAGGAAGUAUUUUUGAGGUAAUCUGGGACCUGAUUAAACCGGGAGCAUCGUUUGGGAUCAGUGUGCUGAGGGCCUUAAGACUCCUAAGGAUUUUUAAAGUCACCAAAUACUGGAACUCGUUGAGAAAUCUUGUUGUUUCCCUCCUCAACUCCAUGAAGUCCAUCAUCAGCUUGCUCUUCCUUCUUUUCCUCUUCAUCGUGGUCUUCGCUUUGCUUGGCAUGCAGCUCUUCGGUGGACAGUUUAACUUUGAAGACGAGACACCAACAACAAACUUUGAUACCUUCCCAGCAGCCAUCCUCACUGUGUUCCAGAUUCUGACUGGUGAGGACUGGAACGCCGUCAUGUACCAUGGCAUUGAGUCUCAAGGAGGUGUUCGACGUGGAAUGUUUUCCUCCAUCUACUUCAUCGUCCUCACACUUUUUGGAAACUAUACUCUCUUGAAUGUCUUCUUGGCCAUUGCUGUGGAUAAUCUCGCCAAUGCCCAGGAGCUGACUAAGGAUGAAGAGGAGCAGGAGGAGGCAGCCAACAAGAAGCUAGCUCUGCAGAAAGCUCUGGAAGUAAAAGAAGUCAGUCCGAUGUCAGCUGCUAACAUUUCCAUCGCUGCUUUUGUAAAGCAAAAUCGAGAUGCGCUCUCUCGCAGGUCGUCCGUCACCAGCAUUCAGUCACCGAGUUAUACAGUCUACUACACCCCCACUCGACAUAUCUUGAAAUACAGUAAGGAGCAGCAGCGGUCUGCAAAGACCAUGUCUGUGUGGGAGCAGCGGACCAACCAGCUGAGGAAGCACAACAUGAAGACAAGCACCGAGGCUCUGUUCAAUGAGCUGGAUCCCGAGGAGAAUCUGAGGAUUUCCAGCACGCUCCAUCUGCAUCCUGACAUGACGACUCACAGCGACCGACCGCUGGUUGUGGAGGACAAGAAUGGUGAUCAGACCAAAGCUGGUGUGCAGCAGGAUGCGGGAGGGCCCCGACAAGGCACUGUGAGGGACAGCUUCCACACUCACUCCAGGAGGCAUUACCACCACCGAGACAGAAAUGGGGAAGGAGGCGACAGCCAGGGAGGUAGGCACCACAGUCAUCAUAGCCGCAGCAGAGAACAUAACGGAAAUGGUUCCCAGGACAAAGAGAGGUCCGGAAACCAUGAAGGACAGAGACACCACCACCAAACUGGUUCGCCUGAGGAAGAUGCACGCCCAGGAGGAGGAGGAGGAGAGGAAAGAGGGCAUCGCCACCACCGCUCGCGUCGGACUCUGAAGGAAGGAAACGGGCGUUUGACAAAUGGAGCACAAGAAGAGGGGAAAGGGAGAGGGGACAGCAAUGGGGAGAAGAGGCUGCGCUCCACCCGUACGUCUAAGGCUCAGUUCACUCUGAGUGGGGACGAAUGUAAGGGGAACAAGAAUGGGUCCAAAAGUCACAGGGAUAGACAGGCGGAUACUGAGGAGGGCAGCCUUGCUGGAAGUCCUUUCCAGCUGAAGCGGAGUAGUUUAACUCCAAGUGAAAAGCAAGAGGAUGCUGACAACCAGAAGAACUCCACCAGGGCCAGCCAGGCUGGCCUCAACAGCAACGCUGUCCACAUCCCCGUGACUGUGACCGCCCCACCUGGAGAAACCACCAUCAUUCCUAUGAACAACAUCGAUUGUGACAACUUCCGGCUCAGUGAGGAGAAAAAAGAUCUGGAAGAGGAGGAGGCGGCUAACGGGCCUCGGCAGAUCCUUCCCUACAGCUCAAUGUUUAUCUUUGGACAAACAAACCCGGUGCGACGCCUGUGUCACUAUGUGGUCAACCUGCGCUACUUUGAAAUGUGCAUCCUGAUGGUCAUCACCAUGAGCAGCAUCACGCUAGCAGCCGAGGACCCGGUGCAGGCCAACGCUCCCCGGAACAACGUUCUUAAAUAUCUGGAUUAUGUCUUUACUGGAGUCUUCACGUUUGAGAUGGUGAUAAAGAUGAUCGACCUCGGGCUGCUCCUCCACCCCGGCUCUUAUUUUCGUGACCUUUGGAACAUCCUUGAUUUUAUUGUGGUCAGUGGAGCUCUGGUGGCCUUCGCCUGCUCGAGCCUCAUGGGAUCACAACAAAGUGUUGCCAGGGGAACGAAGGGAAAGGACAUCAACACCAUCAAAUCCCUCAGGGUCCUACGAGUCCUGCGGCCGUUGAAGACCAUCAAACGGCUGCCUAAGCUGAAGGCUGUAUUCGACUGUGUUGUGAACUCCCUGAAGAACGUUCUUAACAUCCUCAUCGUCUACAUCCUCUUCAUGUUCAUCUUUGCUGUUAUCGCUGUGCAGCUCUUCAAAGGCAAAUUCUUCUACUGCACCGAUGAGUCCAAGGGUCUAGAGAAAGACUGCAGGGGUCAGUUUUUGGAAUAUGAUCAUAAAGAAGUGACUGCUCAGCCCAGAGAGUGGAAGAAGUAUGAGUUUCAUUAUGAUAAUGUUCUCUGGGCUUUCCUCACGCUCUUUACCGUCUCCACCGGAGAGGGCUGGCCAUUGGUUCUGAAGCACUCUGUGGAUGCCACAUAUGAAGACCAGGGCCCAAGCCCAGGCUUCCGCAUGGAGACGUCCAUCUUCUAUGUGGUCUACUUCGUGGUCUUUCCUUUCUUUUUUGUCAACAUUUUUGUAGCUUUGAUCAUCAUCACCUUCCAGGAACAAGGAGACAAGGCUAUGUCGGAGUGCAGCUUGGAAAAAAAUGAGAGGGCUUGCAUUGACUUCGCCAUCAACGCCAGGCCGCUUACAAGAUACAUGCCAGAGAACAAGCAGUCCUUCCAGUAUAGGAUGUGGAAGUUUGUGGUGUCGUCACCUUUUGAGUAUGCCAUCAUGACUUUAAUCGCCCUCAACACAGUCGUGCUGAUGAUGAAGUUCUACGGAGCUCCGACGGUGUACGAGUCUAUGCUGAAAUACCUAAACAUCGUCUUCACUGGCCUCUUCACACUAGAGUGCAUCCUCAAGAUUAUUGCUUUCAAUCCACUGAACUACCUGAAGGAACCGUGGAAUGUGUUUGACUUUGUGACUGUGAUCGGAAGCAUCACAGACAUUUUGUUCACAGAGAUCAAUACGAACAAGAUGAUAAACUUGAGUUUUUUGAGGCUGUUCAGAGCAGCUCGUCUCAUCAAGCUGCUGCGACAGGGCUACACCAUCCGUAUCCUACUGUGGACCUUUGUUCAGUCCUUCAAGGCUCUGCCGUAUGUCUGCCUGCUUAUCGCCAUGUUGUUUUUCAUCUACGCCAUUAUUGGGAUGCAGGUGAGUGGUGUCAAUGACAUGCACCUCCUGAAUCAGUCUGGGUUCCUAAAUAUAAGGAUGUUAAAUCUGUUUGUGGCCGUCAUCAUGGACAACUUUGAGUAUCUUACUCGGGACGCCUCCAUCCUCGGGCCUCACCACCUCGAUGAGUUCAUCCGUGUGUGGGCUGAAUAUGACCCCGCUGCCUGCGGCCGCAUAAGUUACCGUGACAUGUACGAGAUGCUUCGCGACAUGUCUCCUCCACUAGGUCUGGGAAAGAAAUGUCCUCCCCGAAUCGCCUAUAAGCGACUGGUGAGAAUGAACAUGCCGAUCGCUGAUGACAACACAGUUCAUUUCACCUCCACGCUGAUGGCUCUGAUCCGCACCGCCCUCGAGAUCAAGCUGGCAUCCGGUGUCCUGGCGCAGCGUUUGUGUGACGCUGACCUGAAGAGGGAAAUCAACCGAGUGUGGCCAAACCUGCAGCAGAAGACUGUCGACCUGCUUGUGACGCCACAUAAAUAUAAUGAGCUGACAGUGGGAAAAGUCUACGCUGCUCACAUGAUCUUUGAUUACUACAAACAGAAUCGAGCAAAGAAACUCCAACAGCAGAACCCAUCUGGGAUCUCACAGAGUAAACUGAGCGCGUUGUUCCGUCCUGUGCUUCCCUUCACUCACUUACACGAGGCAGCGCCGCCAAUCAAACCACCUCCCCCACCAGACCCUGAGCCAGAACCCAAACCAGAAGUCCCACCCAGCACCACCAUCAACAGCUCCAGCAAACGUGCAACAGCGCUGAACCAGAGGAGCAACAUAAAACAUUCCCAGUCUGGAGAUUUUUCGCAGGCACCUCAGAGGCAUAAAGCCCGGCGGAGGCUGCAGAGAGGCCAGUCAGAGGAUGUGCCGUGCUCCACCAGAGCACAGGAGCAGCGGGCCGAUCCGAAGCCGGUGGAGAAUGUUUCAGACUCAGAGGGGUAUCCCAGCCUGGAGGGCCAUACCAGAGCUGCAUCUCUCCCUCGCCUAAAUGCCGAGUACCACCGGAGCCACCCUCGCCACGCCCCCGGGACCCACCUGGCACCAAUCGUUGAUCUCAGCCCAAUCAAACGCUCGCUGUCCUCGCUGACGCCACAGCGCCCCCAACAGGAGGCAGGUUUGAGGGACUAUGACCUGGAGCGGGUCGAUCAGAACCGGGUUCCUGCUAGCACGGAUCAGGGCCAGGGUCAGGAGAGAGCCCACCAUCAUCACCACCAUCACCGCUGCCAUCGACGCAGGGACAAGGACAAGAAACAGAAAUCUUUGGACAAUCCGUCCUCCGUUCAGCCGUCCAGAACAGCCGGGUCAUUUGAGGACCCGUCAGCUGAUGGUCUGUCCAGAGAACGAGCGAGGGAGCGGGACCGCAGUCGCCCUCACGAAAGGAGGCACCACUCCUCUGCUGGGGAGAAGCAGCGGUACUACUCCUGCGAGCGGUACGGCAGCAGGGAGCAUUGUCAGGCCAGGUCGGCCGGUCCGAGCCGGUCCGCAUCUCCAGGAGAGAGCCUAGACACUGGUCUUAUCAAACAGCAGGGAGGCUCUGUGGUGAAACUGUCUUCUGGUAACAACAUGCAUGGCCGUGGUCGUAGGCAGCUCCCGCAGACGCCGCUCACACCUCGCCCAGCUGUGGCCUACAAGACCUCCACCUCCUCGGCUCCUCCAUCCAGCGCCAGCACCUCCACGGCUGGGCCUCAGGCUCGCUUCUGCCGUGGCAUACCAGAGCACGACCGCCUGCUGGCGGGUCACGAAGAGUCUAAAACCCCAGUCACCUCCGUCAGUUCGGACUCUAACUCCAACAGGCAGCAGUUGGACUCCCCUCAGCAGGCCCUCCUUGAGGAGGGCGAGGACUUCCAGGACGCUGUGAGCAGCCACGGAGGGGGACACUCUUCCAGAAGCUCCGCUCCCACCUCGUCCUCGCAGGGUAGCGCUGCUACGCCCGUCACCGCAGCCGCCAUGCAGGGGCGGGCAGCGGGAGUUCCGAACGGGUACCACUUCACUCUGGGGUCUGCGUCGGGGCCCGGUAGCAGAGGAACAGCGGGUCUCAGGGAGCAGGAGGAGGAAGACUGGUGCUAGCUGAGUGGAAAGCUUUGAAAGGAUAACUAAAGGCUAAACAAGCGCCGCUGAGUGCUGACAUCGGCCGGGCCGAGGCCGGUCCGGCGGUAAGAGUCAGUGGACUGCGCUGUUGAAGAAGUUCACAGGUCAUUCCAGCUUUUUAGUGUCGAUCUCUUUACUGGAGAAGAAACACCUUUUUCUAUCCCGUUUUACUUGCACUGAGAUUAUAGCACACGUGAAGACCCUAAACCUUCUGCCUUGGCUGGUAAAUUCAGAAGAUAUAAGCCAAAAUGUUCUGAGUCAAGCUGUAAACUGUGUUUAAGACCAAUCAGAAUGCCUCAUUCCUGAUGCUAAAUCAUAGCUGCUCAGUUUGUUUGUCACAUCUCUACAAUAGGUAAAAUAUUUAAUCCACUGGACAGCAUCUCUUUGUUGGUUUAGCUGCUGCUGUGGUAUAGUUUAGAGAAGAAAUGUUUUCAUUCAGGUAUUAAAAUGGUUAUAUAGCAUCUAAUAUUUCUAUAGAUAUGAUUAGAAAAAGACUAAAACCAAUGAGGCGGAAAUGUGGAAU